AUGACUGUGCUCCAGGCAUCUCUGAGGGUUCUCUCCAUCUACGGCCGCGCCCUGGGGAACGGAUGGUUCCUUCAGUCUGCAAAAGGACAGGACCCAGCGGCGCUGAGGGUCCGGGGAGCGAGCGCGCCAAGCCCACCGCUCGCAGGCGGGGGCUUCCCUGCGCUGGGUCCCGGCACUCGGGCCCCGCGCCCGCCUCCAGCGGUCCAGGGGCGGGACCCCGCACCGCCCCGAGCCACCUCCCAUUGGCCGGCGCGCACGCCCGUCCGCGAGCGCGGCUUCGAAAGUUUCAUUGAAGGUGGAGAAGUGAGCGCCCGCCCGGAGCCGGGGCUGCGCCGCCAGGGCGAGGCUGCACUGCGCGGGGCGGGGGCGCGCUGGCCGCCGGGCGGCGUUCGUUUUUCAUUUUAUUCCUUUAAGUCGAGGCCGAGGAGGAGCGAGUGGAGGCUGCCCCCUCGCGCGCCCCGCUGCCGACCCGUCAGGGAGCCCCGAGCAGUCGGGAAUGGUUACGCGAGUCCGGCCGCCAGCGCCCCACUGUCUCCGGCCCGAAGCCCGGGGGCGCAGAGGCUGAACCGAAGACCGCGGAGGGAGCCACCGCGGGGCCGCUCGGGGCCAGGGCCGCUCCGAGAGCUCAGGCCGAACGAGGGCCGCGCCGUCACCUCUAUUCUGAGAAGACUCCACGGAGAAGGCUCCCCGCUGCCCGUGAGCGACAUCCCGGGAGUCGCCAAAAGGACAGCACGCCCUCCUCUCCCCUUUUCUCGCCGCGCCGCCUCGCGGGACCCUCUCGAAGUGCCUGGUCCCCGGCUCCAGCCUCCGGCACCCGCUGCAGAAACCUCCGGCACCGGAUCGGGGAGUCCACACUGGAUGGGCCGGGUGUGA
Molecule: messenger RNA, 873 nt
Organism: Bubalus bubalis (water buffalo)
Lineage: Eukaryota; Metazoa; Chordata; Mammalia; Artiodactyla; Bovidae
Product: proline-rich protein HaeIII subfamily 1-like
Exons: 2
Coding region: 1-873 (290 amino acids)
Source: RefSeq, a predicted model, not a curated record